CAAAGCAAAGAUGGCGAUUGAUAUUUGUUGAAGAAUAUUUUCAAAAUUUAAGCUUAGAUCUCUUUUUAAAGUUAAAAUCCACGCCAAACGUUAUCCUUUUAGGGAUUAGAAGUGAUAUGCCCAACUAUAAACGGAUUUAUCUUUUGUUUUUAAUGGUUUGUUGAUGAAGAUCAGCAUUGUCUGUUGGUAAAAAGUGCCUUGAUAUGAAAACAUUUCGGUCAAAAUUCUUAUAUCAACUUGGAUGUUGAAAUCGCAGUUCAAAAGGUGUGUUUUACGACUACAAAGCUCAACGUUGAACACUCAGGAAGAUUAUUUAUUGAAGAUUGCCUYCACAAGCACCAGGAAUCGUCUAAAGAUGUGGUUUUGAAACCUAAAAGUUGGCACACUUCUACCAAGCUGGCUUUGAUCUGAUCUCUCUAAAAAUAUUUUCUAUGCUCAAGUUAUUGGUGAUUUUUCCUCAAAUCAUUUCCUUAAAAUAUAUGGAUUAUCAUUGCCUCAAGAAAUUAUCAAAAAGGAUAUAAUACAAAGCUUUCUUUUUGAAAAAAGCUUUUUAAUUCUAUUACUUGUAUGACUUCAGUGGUAUAAAGUUAGUAACCUGAUAUUGAAGUGGAUACAGAAUGUCACAUCUUCUUGGAUACGAGAGCUGCUUGGAMAGUCUUAGCCGGGAUAUCAGUGAUAUCCAGGCUGUCAUCUCAGACGUCAUGUCACGUGUGGGGCCAUUACGGUAUCCAUCGUGGAAGUACCCUGACAAGAUAUCCAGCGAGUUAGAUAUUGGGGAACUSUUAGAAAUAUAUGGUUACUCUGAUGAUGAAGAUCACUGUAAACUGUCUCAUAUCAUACUGUUUGAACUGGUUAUUGAUAGACUCAUGUUAUUGCUUCAGGGAGCAGCUCAGUUUGUUGAUCAACUUCUCAAAUCAUCUGACAGAGAACAGCGACCUGCCAGCAGCCGAGUUCUGGGUCCUGCCAUUUCUGUUGGUCUGGUAGCAAAGAAAUUCUGGAACGAGGUGGUGCAUGUGCAACAAACCACACAACAGAUGCACUUUGAGACAAAAACCAAGGCUGAAACUUUAACYAAAAUGGAGGACACCAUCAGUGACCUACGAGAUGAAAUUAAAAUGCUAAAAAUAGUCAUAAAUAAAAAUGGUGAAGGAAGAGUGGUUAGUGGGAAAAUCAAAGGAAGAGGAAAGUCUGCUGCAAGCUCUGCAAAGUUUAUUCUCUCAGCCUCUGAAAGUAUUUCAUUCAGAAGCCCAUCACCAACAAAUGACUUAACACUGAGUGUUGAAGAUGUUGCCCUUGCUAAAACAUGCCAGGAAAUAGCUACACAAACAUAUGAUACAGCAUUUAUYCCUUGCGAGGCUUGCUCAAGGACACAAAAACACUUACUAGAAGUUGGAGAUAUGGUCAUGAAUCUUUGUGAAUCUCAAGGACUAACUUCAUCAUUGGCCAAACAAAAGAAAUUGCUCCGUAAGUCUCUGAUGGCUGCAGCAGACAUUUCCAGAUGGACUUCAGAGCAAAACCAGGAUCUAUCRAGGAUUAAUAAUCAUUUGGAUAAUCUAUAUGCUCAAAUCAAUCCACUAGAGGCAAAGUUGAAGAAUUCGCAAGACAACUGUAAGCAGCUUGAGAAACAAGUACAGGAGAUGGAACAGAACUUGAUCAAUGAGAAAAACGAACUGGCUGAAAGGGAAGAAGCAGCCAAGAAAAAGUUUCAAAAAAUCGUUCAAGAGAAAGAUGUACUCUUGGCAGGUGCUGAAAGUGCUAACAAGGAGCUUGAACAGGGGAAGRAAAUGUUACAGGAGAUGGCCGCCAAACUAAAUCUUACUAUCAAGAAACAAAAGGAAACUUUAUCAGGAUUAGAGGAUGAGAACUCUCGGCUGAAAACAGACCUUGAAAAGGAGACAAAUGAAGUAAAGAGACUGCAGAAUGUAGAUAAAGAAAUUCUUGAUGUAAAAGUACAAUUGAACGAAGUUCAGAUUAAACUCAGAGAGACGUCAUUAGAACUGGACAAGACUCAGGCUAAGAAUCGUUCACUGGAAAAACACGAACGGGCACUUCAAAGCAAGCACGACGCUCUUUUACAACGAGUUGAUGAACUCGAUAAUGAGUGUGAAGAUUUACGAGAACGGUUAAUGGAGGCAGAAGGCGAGAGAGACGACUUACAAGACGCYUUAAGCAGCAAGGAAGACGAAAACACAAACUUAAACGAACAGUUACAAUCCAAAAAGGAACKUCUCGAAAAAAUUCAAGAAGAAAAGAGAAAUCUACUGGAAARCGUCAAAGAACUACAAGAAAGCUCUGAGAAACUCCAGCAACAGCUCCAAGAAAACGAAGAAAAGYUAAAACUUUUGUCGGAGUUUCCGUCAAUGGAUAACAAAUCAACGGCAACAGAGAAUAUGGAUUGUGUUAACGGAAGGGAAGUGACGGACUUGGAUGUGGUGAAAGAUAUGGAAAAACAAGUAAUGGCAAAUAACAUAAGAAUUCUGAUGUUAGAAGAGCAGAAUGAGAAACUGCGGAAGUCUAUAACGCUACUGAUGUCAUCAGCCGGCGAUGUGCAAAGYAAAGAGACUCGUGAUCCAGUAAGUUUAUGGAGACCUCAAAGUGGCGAACAAGACAGUCGACGUUCUGCUUCUAGGGCAUCAGGAGCCGGGUGCUUUGUGGACAGAAACCAAGACAUGAGUAAAACAACGAAUGGGGCUGCUUCUAGACUACACGACAGUCCUUCCUUCACGAUUCAACCUCGUCCACCUUCAAAACCAAGAACCGACUCAGCCAAAUCCAGGCAAAAAAGUCCAAACAUAAAACUGAUAGAAAAGCGUCAUUCGGCCWCAUUGAGCGCCAAGCUAGCAUCAAGCAGUAAACCAACCAACAAAUUGUUGGAUAGCGGAACUGACCCGGAAUGGGAAUYGUAUCAAGCACGAACUGUGAAGACGCCGCCAGAAGAAAAGAGACGAGGACCAAGCCCUAGUGGGUACAGCCCUGUUGAUGUGUUUAUAUGUUCGGGCUGUGAUAAAGUCUAUAACACUAAAAAAGACUUGGACAUUCAUAAGUCCUUUUGCUAUGGAAGCAUUACGGGAAUGUCGUAAUACUUAAGCAUGCUACUAUAUAAAAGGUUUAUGUAUGUGGGGAUCCCAAAUGGUUCAAUGGCAGGAAAAUAUUUCUGAAUAUAUUUAUAUAUUAUUUCAUUCGUCCGCCUUAUGUGCAAUACACUUCUGGCAGUUGCAGUUGUGUCAAAAUGAACACCAGAAAUGAGCUUAARUUUUCCCUUUUUCUUACUCACCUCGGGUUACCCGUGCUGUAUAUCGCAAAAUGAAAUACGGUGAACAGA
Actinia tenebrosa (Australian red waratah sea anemone) is the source of this 3322-nucleotide messenger RNA. RefSeq lists its product as uncharacterized. The record is from RefSeq and is a predicted model, not a curated record. NCBI's taxonomy places the organism in Eukaryota, Metazoa, Cnidaria, Anthozoa, Actiniaria, Actiniidae.